Molecule: messenger RNA, 474 nt
Organism: Rotaria sp. Silwood2
Lineage: Eukaryota; Metazoa; Rotifera; Eurotatoria; Philodinida; Philodinidae
Source: the annotation of a GenBank genome assembly
AUGGCGUCUGCCUUCGUUAGUGCUAUCAAUCGAGGCGAUAUUAUCGUACAACACAAUUUUGAUGGAACCUUCGAGCGAUUAUACUGGAAUAAGACUCUUGGACCAUUAGUAAAAUUAGUGAUAACAAAUAGACGUAAUAAUGCACUGUAUAUUGAACGAAAACAACAAGAAAGUCCUUCAACAUUGGUUUCCAUCUCGUUGCCAGCGGCUACGUUGCGUGGUUGUAAAAUUCGAAUAAAAGCAGUUGUUAAAGCAGAUAAAAUUAGCGUGCCACCUAAUCCAUGGAACGGUAUUAAAAUCAUGCUUUACAUGACAGGACCGAGUGGUGAUAGUUAUCCACAACAAAAUCUACCUCAAGGCACGUUCGACUGGCGCAUAGUAGAUUAUGUAACGAGUAUUCCUCUUGAUACACAACAAGCAAUAUUUAUUCUUGGACUAGAGGCAGUAACUGGUAUUGUAUGUAAUAAAGAAUAA